Molecule: messenger RNA, 3677 nt
Organism: Carassius gibelio (silver crucian carp)
Lineage: Eukaryota; Metazoa; Chordata; Actinopteri; Cypriniformes; Cyprinidae
Exons: 7
Coding region: 308-3019 (903 amino acids)
Biological process (GO): intrinsic apoptotic signaling pathway in response to endoplasmic reticulum stress; mRNA processing; protein phosphorylation
Cellular component (GO): IRE1-TRAF2-ASK1 complex
Molecular function (GO): ATP binding; RNA endonuclease activity; protein serine/threonine kinase activity
Source: RefSeq, a predicted model, not a curated record
CAGUGGGUGUGUGAUUAUUUUAUAUGCAGGCUUUUAUAUACAUACACUUAAACUAUGCAGCAACGCAUUUAAAAAUCCAGAAGACAACGACGUCCAGAAAUCGACGCAUUUAGACGUCCAGGGACGUGCAGAAGAGACGUGCAGUUCACGUCUAUAAGACGUCAAAGACGUCGGUUCAACUUUCAUUUUGGAACUAUUUUUCAACCAUGACGGGACGUCUCGGAUGGACGUCUUUUCAACGGUCAAAAGACGUCCAAAUGUUUGCUGGGCAGCAACACAUUAGACUGAAAUGAACAUUUGAACAUCCAUGGAAUUCCAGAUAACAUUUCCAAUUCCAAUUCCAAUUCCAAUUCAGCCAGUACUUAGAAAAACAGACCCUCUAAUAAAAUGCAUCAUAGACAACAAGGCAGACAAACUUCGCAAAAUAAUAAGAGGCAGAGAUAUUAAUGGAUUGUACCCUUCUGAAGACUGGAAAGAUGAUGUUACUCCAUUAUCUGCAGCAGUUUUAUGCAGAAAUGAAGAAAUCUGCUCUUAUCUACUUGGAGAGUCAGCCGAUCCAAACAAACCCUCAACAAAUGGACGAACACCUUUAGAUUAUGCUAUUUUAACAAAUGGAGUUUCACUGAGUAUUGUGAAAAGAUUACUUGCAGCAAAAGCUGAUCCAGACGGAUUUCAGUUGUUUACUCCAUUGCAAUGUGCUGUUGAUCGUGACCGUGAAGACAUUGUGAAAGCACUUAUAGAGGCUGGAGCUUCACCUGAAAGGAACUAUGGGAUGAAUCCAGAGCUUGAUAAAAAAGUGGAGAGAAUGAUUAGUCGAUUGUCUUCACAGAGUCAAGUGUUUGAGAAUGUACAUCAGUUUUUCUCUCUUUCUUGUGCUGUAGGAACGAAGAAGGAGAUAGAAGUUUUCAGACUCUAUAAUAAACAUUUUUUUCAAGAGCAUCCUUUCAUUCAUACAGUUUUGUUUGAGAUGUAUUUUGGUGUCAUUGGUAAGGGUGCAGAGCAGUAUCGUCAAAGUGCCAUUAAGUGGUUAAAAGACACAAAGAGUGCAGACAGAUACAUUGAAGGAGUCAUCAAACGCUUCCCAAGAAUGCCUCAGAAACACUGGCCAAAUGCACUGAACUGCUUAUAUGCUGCUUUGUGUGUCAGUGAAAGCAUUUCUGCUCCACUAUUCACUGAUCUUGUGCCAAUUCUAACAAAAAGUCUUCAGCACUCUGGAAAUGCACAAGGAGAAAUAAUAAAUCAGGUGAUUCUUAAUAUACUCAAUGUCAUGAUGCAGAAGACGUCUGAGCAGAAACUGGGAAUAAACCUUUCUGUCUAUGAGAAGUUAUGCAAAAGUCUAUUGCCUUUCACACGUCCUGAUCAUUCAAGUCUGAUUAGAGUUUGGACCUAUGGACUGUUUGCUUAUAUAUAUGACAUUGCUCCUAAACUUGUAGCAUUGACCUCUGUCCCAGAGAUGAUACUAAACACUGCAGAGAUAGAGAUGGAUGCAGUCAUGAAAAAGAAACUGCACAAGUUGGAUGAAUCACUGAGACGUCCAGCGGGUUCGAGUGCAGUGGAUAGUUUAUGUGAGGAGACUGCAGCUCUAUCAACAAGCAGCAAGAAGAAGAAAAAGAAAAAGAAAAAGAAGAAAAAAAUCCAGCAAGAGGUUGGAUCACAGGAAGGUGAAAGUAAAGAAGAACCACUGUCAGACACUGUAGUGACAUCGAUUGAGGAAACAAAUUCCAGUGUGCAGCCAUUCAUACAACCUGAAGAGAGCCCAAAUAUCUCAAGAAGGUGGCAUCAAAUCAGCCGUCGUUGGAGGUCCAAGCUUGAGAAGCUAGCUAACAUUGAUGCUAGCAAAACAUACAGACUGGGAAACCUUACGCUUGUUCUUGACCCUGAAUUUCUGAUCGCUAAAGGAAGUGAUGGAACGCAGGUUUUCCUUGGUUUGAAGGAUGACGGCACUGAGGUGGCUGUGAAACGAAUGAACAGGUUUAAUUACCAAGACCUUAAAAAUGAGGAGGAAUUUCUACGACUUCCAGAACUUGAGAGUCCCUCCAUUGUGCGAUAUGUGGACUUUGCAGAGGAUAUGCAUUUUGGGUACCUUGUUCUUCAGCUUUGUGAGUACACACUGGAGGAAUAUAUCCAAGAUCACUUACCAGAUGACAGCGCUGAGAGAUCUUUGAUCCUGAAGAAGCUGGUGAAGGAAGUUCUUGACAGCUUACAGGUUUUACACGACAAGCAGACCAAAGUGCUCCAUCGAGACAUCAAACCCCAGAAUGUCCUGAUUGACAUAAAAGGACAAGCCAAAUUGGCUGAUUUUGGCAUAAGUCGUCGACUGAAACAAGGCGAAACCACUUUACGAACAAGCAUUGCUGGAACUAGAUGCUGGAAGGCAAAGGAGACCAUUAAUGAGAAAGUCAACACUGGCUACAAGAGGAGCUCUGACAUUCAGGUUGCUGGGAUGUUAAUCUACUACAUUCUCUCUGGAGGACACCAUCCAUUUGGUGAAGAUGUGGAUUGUGAGUACAACAUUUCACGAGGAAUAUACUCACUGGAGCUUCUGGAUGAUGAUGUAGCGAAGGAUCUCGUCGAGUGGAUGAUCAAUGAAGAUCCAAAUGAGAGACCAACUGUGGAGCAGUCCCUUGCACACCCCUUCUUCUGGACUGAUGAAAGGAGAGUGCGGUAUCUGAAAAUAUUGGGAAAUGAGAAAGAGGCUGAAAACUGCCGUAAAGCAGAUGAGGAGCUCCUUAAUGCCAUUGCAAAAUACAGCGAGGGGAAGAGCUUUUCUGAAUGGAAGAGUAAAUUGCCUUCUGAGCUUGUGGAGAAACUGGACGGUAAGAAGAAAGCCUAUCCUGAGAACACACUGGGCCUGCUGCGAUUUAUACGCAACCUGCACGAGCAUUAUAAAGCUGAUGCUGUGAAAAUCAACCUGAUGGAAUUAUUUCCGGAUCUCUUUGGGAGUUUGUACAUUUUUGCUAAAGAGAGCGGAUGGAACUCCAGGGAAAGUGUUCAUAUGGACAUCAAAUCGGCAUCAUGAACGUCAAUGCAACACAGGGACUGAGCAUAAAUAUUGAACAUUUGAACACUGAACAUUUACACGGCUUUUAAGUAGUUUUAGGUUUUUUUUUCCCAGUUACCAAAAUACAGAUAAUUUAAUCUUUAAAAAAAAAAUAUUUUGUUACAUAAAUCUUUAACAUAAUUUUAAAAAUUAUAUGAAUAAAUGUGUAAUAUUUUGUACUUGCAUGCAAUUUACGUUUUUACGACCUUCUGUGGUGGUGUUUGUUGCUGUUUAGUCUUUUUAGAGAAAAAAAAGAAUGCUUUAUAAUCUCGUGAGCCUGGGAUUGGCGGGAAAACUCAUGAUGAUGUCAUUUAAAAAUUACUCAUAAUCACACCUUGGUAGAGAUGGUUAUUAUAAAGUGACAACUGCUCUUAACAUUACUGUGAAAUGUCCCAUCACGAACAUUCAGUGCUAUGCAGUAAGAUUCAGAGAGGUUUGUUGUUAUUUAUUGUUAUGUGUUAAGAAGGUUUUUAUUAUGCGCCAAAUAUAUAAUGGCUCAUCUGAUUUAAAACAAAUGUUGAUGUAUUCCUCUCAACUGACCUUUAGUCUUCAUACGUUUCUCCUAAUUUGUGUUUUUCGCCAUCUGCUGGUUGGAUAUAUUCAAUACCGCUCUAAAAUAAAAAUAAACUACCUUUAA